AUGUCAAAGUUCUUCAUAAUGGAUCGUAUUGUCUAUGAAUACGAAGAAGCAAAGGCAAAACAAAAAAGAAGAAGAACAGCAGAUUUUGAGAUAGAUGUUCAUAUUAUGGUAUUGAUGUUGACAUUGACUGCGAGGAUUAAUAAUUGUUCAGCACAAAUCGAGCGUCCAAUCAGGAGAGCACCAACACAACUUGGAUAUGAAUACCUACAAAAGGCGAUGAAAGAGGAUUCUCAGCAUUUUUGUGCAUUAUAUCGUAUGUCUCCUCGUGCAUUUUUGAAGUUAUGCGACAUUAUAUUAGAGAGGACAAAUAUAGUAGACACAAGAAAUACUUCAGUAGAGGAAAUGCUUGCUACUUUUCUGCUCACAGUUAGUCAAAAUUCAAGAUACACCCAGACGCGUGAUAUUUUCAACAUAUCUGCAUUUGCUGCUAAAACAUGUAGUCAGGAAAAUGUUGCAUCAAGUAGUAAUGCACAAGAGCAAAGUCAAGAAGAUGAUGAAUCAUAUAGCGAUGCAGAAGAACUUGUUGGAACCCAAGAACAACAAAAGGAGUUCGCUAAUAAUUGGCAAGCAACUAUUGCUGCUAAUAUGUGGGGAGAUGCUAAUGACGAUGGGUAUCAGCCAUGA
Molecule: messenger RNA, 624 nt
Organism: Thlaspi arvense
Lineage: Eukaryota; Viridiplantae; Streptophyta; Magnoliopsida; Brassicales; Brassicaceae
Source: the annotation of a GenBank genome assembly